CAGAAUCCGGCCACAUUUCCAGAGUACAGAUAGAAGUCAGAGAAACGGCAGAACUCAUCAUCCUCGCAUGUAACGUAGGAAAAGAAAGAAAACACGACUGCCGAGUCUCCGUUGGAGGGAAUGGAGUACACAACUCUACCACCAGUUUUCACUGUUCCCGACAAUGCUUCUAAUGCCUCGAUUGUCCCCUCUCUGGGGAAGAAGGCCAAUGGAGGGACCUAUGACUUGUACAAGUGGAUCAAUAUUAUCACUAUGAUCAUCUACAGCCUUGCCUUCCUGCUGGGAGUCAUCGGUAAUGGGCUGGUCAUUUUCAUCACCGGCUUCCGUAUGAAGAAGACGGUCAACACAAUUUGGUUCCUCAACUUGGCCAUUACUGACUUCACCUUCACCUUCCCUCAGCCCUUGACUGUUGUCUAUAUUGCCCUGGAUGCUCAUUGGCCAUUUGGCCUGGUGAUGUGCAAGCUGAUCAGCACGCUUGCUUUCUUCAACCUCUUUGCCAGUGUUUACCUCCUCAUGGUCAUCAGUAUCGACCGAUGCAUUUCUGUGUGGUGCCCUGUAUGGUCUCGGAACCACCGGACCCCCCGGGUGGCUUCCUUUGUGUCACUGGGUGUUUGGAUCCUGGCUCUGGUGCUGUGUUCACCCUACUUACAUUUCAGGGACACCGCCCCAUCCCCCAACGAUCAGAAUGUGAUCAACUGCUUUAACAACUAUGGCAAGACCAGGGAGGAAGUGAAUCUCAACCGACAAGCUCUCAUCAUCAGCCGGUUCAUCUUUGCCUUCGCCAUUCCCUUCAGCGCCAUCCUCGUUUGCUACGGGGCCAUUGUCCUGAAGCUGAGGAGGGACAGUUUGGCUCAAUCGAGCAAGCCCUUCAAAGUCAUCACAGCUGUGAUUGUGGCCUUUUUCAUCUGUUGGUUCCCUUAUCACGUCUUCUCUUUCCUCGAGACAAAACUUCUCAUGCAGCCUGAGCUGUUGGGGGUUUUGCGUAUUGGCUACCCCUUUGCCUCCAGCUUGACGUUCAUCAACAGCUGCCUCAACCCAAUCCUGUAUGUCUUCAUGGGACACGAUUUCAAGGAGAAGCUGAAACACUCCCUCUUCUCUGCCUUUGAGAAUGCCUUUUCUGAGGACAGCAGCCAGAGCACUUCCAGAACCAAGGACAAGUCCUCGAUUGAGUUCGAUGCCCAGCCAUGA
This is a messenger RNA of Podarcis raffonei (Aeolian wall lizard), 1188 nucleotides long. RefSeq names its product chemerin-like receptor 1. Gene Ontology annotation, molecular function: complement receptor activity; N-formyl peptide receptor activity. Gene Ontology annotation, biological process: positive regulation of cytosolic calcium ion concentration; inflammatory response; complement receptor mediated signaling pathway. The record is from RefSeq and is a predicted model, not a curated record. NCBI's taxonomy places the organism in Eukaryota, Metazoa, Chordata, Lepidosauria, Squamata, Lacertidae. The transcript has 2 exons. The coding region runs from base 121 to 1188 and encodes 355 amino acids. Gene Ontology annotation, cellular component: plasma membrane.